AGUCCGAUUUUUUAGCCAGUUUUAGACGGUCUAAAACCCACAAACCGCACCCACACACACCGCCCUGAAACCUAUUCAAAAAAUGGUUAAAGCAAAUUGGACCCAUCAAGCCACUAAUGGCGCCUGUGAACUGCACCAAUGGCGCAAUUGUUGGCUGUGUUGCCGUUUUCUCUCUCUCCUUAGCUACUCUCUCUUACUUCCUUUUCAACCAACAACGAACUUUCAAGAAUCCCAAAUCAAAAUCCCAUAAACCCAAUUCUUGUAAAAAAUAUGGUAGUGGAAUUGUUGGUUUAAUUGGAAAUACACCCUUAAUUAGAAUUAAUAGCCUUUCUGAUGCAACUGGUUGUGAGAUUCUGGGGAAAGCUGAGUUUUUGAAUCCAGGUGGAAGUGUCAAGGAUAGGAUUGCUGUCAAAAUCAUAGAAGAGGCACUUGCAUCUGGCCAACUAGCUCCAGGUGGAGUAGUUACUGAAGGUAGUGCUGGAAGUACUGCUAUUAGUCUCGCGACAGUUGCUCCUGCUUAUGGAUGCAAAUGUCAUGUUGUGAUUCCAGAUGAUGUUGCUAUUGAGAAGUCUCAAAUUAUCGAAGCCCUCGGAGCAACAGUUGAGCGGGUCAGGCCAGUAUCGAUAACUCACAAAGACCACUUUGUAAAUGUAGCUAGAAGACGGGCAGAAGAAGCUAAUGAACAAGCAGCAAACCGUGAGAAAAGUAUUCAAACACCUAACAAAGACAAAGAGCAAACAAAUGGUGAAACAUUUGAGGAGCAGAACGACAACUACGUAUUUUCAAGUGGUUGCACCGGAGGUUUUUUUGCCGACCAGUUUGAAAAUUUGGCCAAUUAUCGGGCCCAUUAUGAAGGUACUGGACCUGAAAUCUGGGAGCAAACUGAAGGGAAGGUGCAUGCAUUUGUAGCUGCUGCUGGAACAGGAGGCACAGUAGCUGGCGUGUCACAGUUUCUCAAGGACAAAAAUGCAAAUAUUAAGUGUUUCCUCAUUGAUCCUCCUGGUUCUGGAUUGUUCAAUAGAGUAACAAGGGGAGUUAUGUACUCUAAAGAGGAGGCUGAAGGAAAGAGGCUUAGGAAUCCCUUUGAUACUAUAACUGAGGGCAUUGGAAUUAACAGGUUGACUCAGAAUUUCAUGAUGGCGAAGUUGGAUGGCGCUUUCCGAGGCACAGACAAGGAAGCUGUUGAAAUGUCUAGUGUUGAACUUUGUAGGUACCUCUUGAAGAAUGACGGGCUUUUCUUAGGCAGCUCUUCAUCCAUGAAUUGCGUUGGAGCUGUUAGGGUUGCACAGGCUAUGGGUCCUGGCCAUACCAUUAUUACAAUUCUAUGUGACAACGGAAUGAGACAUUUGAGUAGGUUCUACAAGGCUGAGUACCUCUCUCAACUUGAUUUGUCUCCAACUGCCACCGGUUUGGAAUUUCUUGGUCUUUAACAAGAAGAGAGAUAGGAAAUAGCGGACCUAUUCAUUGUCCAUCCCUUUUGUUAGCCUCUGUUUUCGAACUCUUAUAGAAACCGAACCCUGACUUUAAAACCAUAAAUUUUGGAAACGACACGAAAGCUUCGUUCUUUUGAAUUAGAUGUAGAGGCUAAGCUCACCAAGUUUUGUGUAGUAUGAGGAAGAUAAAUUCAUAUUUUGUGUGGAUAGUUUGAUUGUUGAUGGUGACUCAUUGAAAGCCAAAUUGCUGAGCGUCGUGGUUUAUUAUUAAGGAUUAUCUCUAUCUUCUUAUUGAUUAACCCCUUCAAUCCACAGUCAUGAUUAAUGGGGAAACAUAAUGAAGAUAUAGAGAUUCAUGUUCAAGCUCUUGAAUCCUUGAUAUGUGAAUGUGCAUGUUAAUAAAGUUUGUGGAGAAUCAUAUUUUGUGAA
Molecule: messenger RNA, 1862 nt
Organism: Beta vulgaris subsp. vulgaris (sugar beet)
Lineage: Eukaryota; Viridiplantae; Streptophyta; Magnoliopsida; Caryophyllales; Amaranthaceae
Product: cysteine synthase 2
Exons: 6
Coding region: 117-1430 (437 amino acids)
Cellular component (GO): cytoplasm
Molecular function (GO): cysteine synthase activity
Source: RefSeq, a predicted model, not a curated record